AUGUUCAAGACCUCUGCAAACCUCCUUAGUUCUGGGAUACCAGACCAGCCCUUUAUGAGUGUUAGCGCUUCGAUGUCUAUGACGUCCACACAGGGGGGUCGCACGCGGGCCCGGCCUGAUGAUUUUGCACGCCAGUUGGGAAUAGAGGAGGUUGAGCCACGGACAUAUACGCGGUCGAGAUCUCAGGGUCUUCCGAUCAAAUUUCAAAGCGUAUCAGGCCUUACAGGGCCUCCCUCGCACUAUGUUGUGGAGAAUCCUCUUAUGGACCCCAGCUUGCAGCACAGUGCUGCGGCCCAGAUGGCAGACCUGGAGCCUUCGUUUAAGGUAGAGCAAUUCUUUAAGGUCGAUCAUUCCCCCAAAACAACCCGCGACCCCGAGACGUUGAAUGUACAAAUUCUGCGAAAAGAGGGGGACGGCACCACUCAAAAGGAUCACCACCUCACCACGCCGACCAAGCGCGCAGCUACCAGACGCACACCAGCCCUGAGCGACCCCAAUUACAUAGAGAGGUACAGGGAUAGAUUGGUGGCCCCUGUUGACUCUCUGAGCGUAAAGAAAGAAAGUAUGAUGAAAACUAUCGGCUCCAAGAAGCAGAAAACGCGUGUGGAAGAGCCACAACAUAACGAUGAGUGGUUCAAGCGCCAGCCUACAUCAACCACAGCACACACAUUCAUGUUUCACGCAAACAAUAUAAACAAAGAUAUUCGUGAGCAUAGGCGUGAGGUUGACUAUGUCCUGGCUAAGGACCCUGUGAACCUCCACAUAAGCACGUUCAAGCGAGGAACCGAUACCCUGCUGUAUGAUAACCGCGUGGACUCCGUCACGGGUGUGUCCACGGGGUCUUUGCUUCCGACGUCAUCAUACUUAACUUCUACGCCGAUCACAAACAAUCUGCGUGCUAACCUGAGUAAGAUAUCCAAGCAGGGCUCUAGAAUCAGCGAUUUUUGA
Molecule: messenger RNA, 948 nt
Organism: Giardia duodenalis
Lineage: Eukaryota; Fornicata; Diplomonadida; Hexamitidae
Exons: 1
Coding region: 1-948 (315 amino acids)
Source: RefSeq, a predicted model, not a curated record